This is a messenger RNA of Drosophila obscura, 1021 nucleotides long. RefSeq lists its product as uncharacterized. The coding region runs from base 216 to 752 and encodes 178 amino acids. The record is from RefSeq and is a predicted model, not a curated record. The transcript is spliced from 6 exons. Lineage: Eukaryota; Metazoa; Arthropoda; Insecta; Diptera; Drosophilidae.
AACCUUUUGGCAUAGUCCGAACAUAGAACGUCAAAAGUGGGGAAAUUAAACUAAAUUUCUCGUGUUCAACAUUUUAUUACCUAAAUAUAUUUUGGCUGAAACACAGAACAUUUUUUAUUUUUUUGCUCACCAAAAUUCUCACACGAUUAUUCCGAACAAACUAUUCUUCGAAAUUAACCGUGAUUGCUACCUGAAAUUUAGUAAAAUUUGAACAAAUGGCGCUUCGUAUUUGGACUGUGGGGAUUAAGCGAAAUGCUCUGCUAGCAGUGCCCACAACAAGGAUAUUUCGCUUCCCAGUAAAGCGCACUCUAAUGGAGAGAAAGAAUCUGCAGCCGUUUUUCACAAAGCCAAGCGUUGUAUUCUCAAAGGAGGCCCUCGCGCAUCAUUGGGGGGCAGUGCCCAUUGUAGUGAUCACAUUGGUUGGAUUUACCCUGGAAGUACUGUCAUGGAUUCGCAUAGCCGUCACCCGGGAUGAUGUGUGGUGGACCAAACACUCGGCCAAUGGCACCUUUGUGGAGACCCGCAAGGGUUAUCCCGCGCCCAAUCGCAAGUUCUUGACAUACAAUCAGAAGUACGAGACUCCACCUGGACUGAUUGAGGCCCUGCAGGGAAAUACGGAUGGUCCUUCGGACGACGACAAGGAGGGCAAGGGCGGGGGCAUUAGUGGCAAGAAGUUAGGAACCCAUAUCGUUCUUACCGGUGCUGCCCUCGGCGUUGCCGCAGCCGGCGCCGUAUACGCGGGAGUCAUUUAAGACUAACUUAUAGAACGGGUAGAAUGGUGGUUGCAAGGCAGCGCCGAUCAUUCUCGCACUAAUCCAUCAUAUCAACCCCACACCACAGAUGAGAAAAAAAAAACGAAGAAGUAGCUGAGAGCGGUGGCUUCGUAUUCGGAGGCGUUCAGAUCCGCAUGGAGGUCUUAUUUAUAAUCCUAUUGACCGAAACAUUUAGUUAAAAUUGAGCUGGGGCCGUACUAAGCCACUGUAAAGCGCAGUUAAUUUUUAAAUAAAACCCCCUAGACCGA